AUGAAACUUCUACAACAUGUCAAGAACAUUCGUUUUCAAGGAAAAAAUGGCGAAGUUGUAUAUUUUGACAGCAAUGGCGAUCCACCAGCUCGCUAUGAUAUUCUGAAUUUUCAGCUAUUUUCUAAUGGCACUAGUAGAUAUACCCAAGUGGGCAGCUUUGAUUCAAGUGCACCAGAAGGGCAAGAAAUUAACAUAAAUCAAUCAGCUAUAUUAUGGAAUGGAGGAAGCAGUGAGACUCCAGUUUCUGUCUGCAGUGAUCCCUGCCCCACUGGUUACAGAAAAUCGCUCCGACGUGGGCAACCGGUCUGCUGUUUUGACUGCAUCAUGUGUUCAAAGGGACAUAUUGCAAAUCAAUCAGAUUCUGUUGAGUGCCAAGCAUGUCCAAGUGAUCAGUGGCCCAAUGAGAAACGAGACAGAUGCAUUCCAAAGGUGGUAGAGUUCCUUUCAUAUGGUGAGCCUCUGGGUGGAUCAUUGAUGUCUGCCACUGGUAUUUGCUCCACACUCACUGCUUUUGUACUUUACAUCUUCAUGAAAAAUAAGGAAACCCCCAUAGUCAAGGCCAAUAAUCAUGAGCUGAGUUAUGUAUUGCUUGUUGCCCUUUUGCUUGGAUCCCUGUCUCCAUUACUGUUUAUUGGACGCCCCACAAAUGUGACUUGUAUGUUGCGUCAAACAGUAUUUGGCACAGUGUUCUCCACUUGUGUGUCUUCAAUACUGGCCAAGACAGUAAUGGUAGUAAUUGCAUUCCGAGCCACAUAUCCUAACAGUAGGUUAAAAAAAUACUUGGGUUCAGCCAUACCAAAUCUUAUAGUCACUUGCUGCUCAGGCUUACAAGGAUUAAUAUGUAUGGUGUGGACAGUCACAUUUCCUCCUUUUCUACAGUUCACCACAAAUUCUGAGACUGCAAAUGUUAUCAUUGAAUGUAAGGAAGGUUCUACUGUAUUUUUUUAUGCGAUGCUAGGCUACAUGGGUGUUCUGGCUUGUAUGAGCUUUGCAGUGGCCUUUGCUGCACGAAAAUUGCCUGAUACUUUUAAUGAAGCUAAAUAUAUUACUUUCAGCAUGCUAGUAUUUGCCAGUGUGUGGCUGUCAUUCAUUCCUGCAUACUUGAGUACCCAAGGGAAGUAUAUGGUUGCCGUGGAAAUAUUUGCUAUCUUGUCUGCAAGUGCUGGCAUAAUAAUCUGCAUAUUUUUCCCUAAAUGCUAUAUUAUUCUGCUAAGACCAGAAAGGAACACAAAGGAAUAUCUGAUGGGUAAAAGACACACUUAA
Messenger RNA from Protopterus annectens (West African lungfish), 1263 nucleotides. RefSeq names its product vomeronasal type-2 receptor 26-like. The record is from RefSeq and is a predicted model, not a curated record. Bases 1 to 1263 code for a protein of 420 amino acids. Gene Ontology annotation, cellular component: membrane. The transcript has 4 exons. Lineage: Eukaryota; Metazoa; Chordata; Ceratodontiformes; Protopteridae. Gene Ontology annotation, molecular function: G protein-coupled receptor activity. Gene Ontology annotation, biological process: G protein-coupled receptor signaling pathway.